AGUCGGACCCGGGUCUGAGAAGUGAGAGGUUGGGAUAAAAAAAUUAAAAAAAAAAAAUUAUUGUAGGGUUUGUUAAUGUUGUUAGUGUUAGUUUGUAAGACAAAAUUCGGUAUCAAAUGAUAGUCUUAGUCUUAAAGACUUAAAGUUAAAGAUACUUGAAUUGUCUUUAGUCCAUAUGUUACUUACUUCGGUAAAAAAUGGGGUCGACUGCCACUAUUUUUUCGAAUUUCACGAAGAAUCAUGAAUGUGUCCCUAAUAAUUAUAAUUAUAUAAAUAUAAGGCUGGAGGGCUAUAUUAUUUAGGAUUAUACCUAGAUAGACUUUGGCAUAGUCAUAAAUAUACUUAUCAUUAUUUAUUAUAUUUUCCUAUUAUAUUUAUAAUAACAGUAAAUUUAUUUCAGUGUAGAGUAGUUUGACAUUGACAGAGAUGAAGUCUGAGAGUAGUGAGAGCUUGGAUAGAAACAAAUCAGUUUUGAUUUAAUCUAAGAACAGAUAAUUAUACAAUUUUACAAUUUAAAUUUUUUUAUUGUUUAAAUUUCAGAUAAUAUUUAUUCAUGGCUGAUACUGAUAAUGACAUUCUGGCCAUGGAUAUUCCAAACAAUCAUCAUAUUCAUCAUGGAUAUGAAUCACUAGGAAUAGAUGAGAUGGGCACUUGGAAUUUCAAUUAUCUGCCACCUUUAGAGCUCUUCCAACAGAAAGAUGUUGUUAAAGUGUGUGCUCCAAUGGUUCGCUACUCCAAGUUGGUAGAUAAUUAAUUAGAGGACUUGAAUUGAAAUAAUCAUAGCUAAGAUUGUUACCAUUCACAUGACAUUAUUACUCUCCCCACAACAACACAUUAACCCUAAAGCUAUUAUACUAUUACAGUUGUAGUGAAAUUGUUUAUCUACUCUAUUAUAAUUAAUAUUAUAUUUUUGAAUCAUUAUAUCUGAAAUGUGGUAUUUGUGGUCUAUACAACUAUUUCCUUACUAAUUUAAAAAAAAUUAUUUAUGAUCUUAUUUCCAUUUACUUUUUGGCUAUUAAAAUAAUUCCUUAAUAAUAUAUUUUUUUUCAGACAUGUUUUUAGAAGACUUGUUAGAAAAUAUGACUGUGAUUUAGCAUUUACUCCCAUGAUAAUUUCAAACAGCUUUGUCAAGAGCAUAAAAGCAAGGGACAAUGAUUUUACCAGCAGUUGUGGUAAAUGCAUGUAUUGGAUUAAAUUUUUUUUUCAAAAAUGCUUUUCUUAAGGAACCCUUAUAAAAUAAUUCUGAUAGUCUAGGCUUUUAUAACCUCUUUUGAAAUGGAUUUGGCGUCAAUUUUUGUCACUCACCUGGCUGAAUUUUAGUUUGCGCUUGAUUGUGUCAUUUUACAAUUUGCACUCAAUCAAAUUUAAGAUUAUUCAAAUUCUGUUUUAAGGUGAUCUACCUUCACUGAAUACUUAUAUUAUUCAACCUUAAAAUAAAUAUAACUGACCAAUUUUUUUAAUACCUAGAUGACCGUCCAUUGAUAGUGCAGUUUGCUGCUAACAAUGUAGAUGACUUUGUCAACGCUACAGAAAUAGUUGCACCGUAAGUUCAUUUUUGUACUUUUUUCCUCUCUCUCUCUCUCUCUCUCUCCCUGUUUGCCACAGCUCUGUCAAGAAUAGAGCAUCUACUGAUAAUUAGUUAACAUGAAGUUUUAAUUCAGAAGUUUAUUGGCUUUUUUAAAAAGUAUUUUGGUGUGUGAUGAAAUGAGAUUUGUCAAAGUUAAUUAUUAAUUAAUAAAUUAAUUACUAAAUUAAUCAUUUGUUUUGUUUUUUUAUAUCCCAAGAUUUUCUGAUGGUGUAGAUUUAAAUUGUGGCUGCCCCCAAAGGUGAGUUUUUUUUUGUUGUUUUUUCACCUUUUGCUUUUGUUUUGAAUUUCUUCAGGGUGUUGAAAAAGUCACACAAAAAAAAUGAUGAAGCAUUUGAAGCAAAUAAUUAAAGAUGUGUUGCUUCUCUUUCAGAAGACCAUGAAAUUUGAUUUUUGCUUAAAUAAAUGAUUAAUGAUACAAAUUUUAAAGACAAAUUCCUAUUUUUUAAAUAUCAAAAUAGUUUAGCUUAAAUUCUUAAUCUGAUUACAAGAAAGAUGCAACUUUUGAUCAUGCUUAAAUAAUUUUUACAACAGAUGGGCAAUGAGUGAAGGCUAUGGUGCUUGUCUAUUGAAAAAAACAGACCUGCUGUGUGAUAUGAUCAAACAAGCAAAGAGCCGUGUCGCUAAGAGUGAUUUUACAGUCUCUAUUAAAAUACGGGUGCACAGCGAUAUCAAGUAUUUACAAUCAUAAAAUUUUAACAAUUUGAAAGCAAUAAUUAAUUAUAAAUUCAUGUGUGCUCACAGUAAUUGCAACAGGUUUGUUAGUAUUAGAUCAGAGGUGUAGGUGUUAAAGUAAGAAGACAAUGCUAUCAAAUAGAAGGAAGACAUAUUGUAGUUAGGAGGAAUAACAGUUAAUGGAUUAUUAUGUAAUUGUUUAUACCAAGUGCAAAAUGAGGCAAUCAUAACAAGCAUACAUUAUUUUAAAACUUAAGAAAUAUUUCUUUACUACAAAUUAAUAAUGCUUAAAAAAAAUUUAAAAAUUAAUUAAAAAAAAAAAAUGUUCUUUUCUAGGGAAACAGUUGAUCUAUGUCAGAAAGUUGAGAAAAUGGGCACAUCAUUUAUUACAGUGCAUGGCAGAACAAAAGAACAGAGAUGUCAGCCUGUGGACUUGGAUGCUGUAAAAAUUGUGAAAGACUCAGUCUCUAUACCUGUCAUUGCCAAUGGCGACAUACGAUCAAUGGAUGAUGUACACAAGGUUCAAGAAUACACAGGUGUAGAUGGUAAGGAAUUGGGUGGGGUAUAGAUGGAAAGGCAUUGGAUGGGAUGUAGAUAGGAAGACUGUGGUGUAGUUGGUUAAGAACUGCUGUGGAUAUGACAGGAAACGUGGAUGCAGAUGGUUAGGAACUUGGAUGUAGAUGAUAAGGAACAUGUAUGUCGAUUGUAAGAAACUGCUGUGUAUCAGGAAGGCACUGGUUAUUUCGCAAAGGUUUUUGGACUGACUGGUACUUAACCCUACCAGCCCUGAACCUAACUGUCCCCUAUACUGGGGCUCCUGAGCAAUAAAGAGAAAAAAAACAACAUGAUUUAGAAAAAUUUUAGUUGCAUGCAAACAAGUGCUUAGAAUAAGAUGUAACUUGGAGACAUUGUCGCUGUAGAAAAUAGGUCUACCUUUCAUCUAGCGACAACAUUCCACCUUUGUGUGCCAAUCCACCCAGCAGGAUGAACCUUGUUUCACAUAUAAGUACUUCUUGCAAAGUGAGCAACAGAUGUUGCUCUUCACCUUCUUCCAUGGAUUGUCUUUGUUAGACUGUCCAGGAUUUUACUUGUUGUACCUGGAGUGCUUUUCCAAGUACACAACACAGAUAUGAUCAGGCGAUGUAUCACUUGAACUGGAAAAGUAUUCUUGAUAAAAUUCUGACUCCCCAGAGUCUGAAUCAACCAAAGUAUCAAUCACCUUUUGGACUGUGAUAAGCCUAGACUUACUUCGCUUUCCUGUUCAAGUGCUUGUUUCAUUAGCCGCUCGUUUCAUUGUGAAUUUUCAGAAUAUUUUCCCGUCAAACCACACAAAGUUAAUUCAAACACAUGGGGGCAGACACUUGCAACGGCUAACCAUGAGGUUUGACCUCGAAUGGUUGGUUACUUUUAGUUUGUGACACAUUUUUUUCACAUAUUAGGUAAAGUACCAAAAAUUAGGUACAGCGGUAUAGCGGCAGAUUUGGAAAUUACAGUCGGUGCAGCGGUCUGGUAGGGUUAAAUCAUUUUUAUAAAAGGGGUGAAGAAAAAUAAAUAAACCAAAAAUUAACCAAAGACUUGGCCAAAGUAUUCUGACGUGGGAGCGUUAGCUCACAUAUAAUCUAACAUUACGAGUUAUUGCAUUUUAGGGCAAAGGCUUCAUAUACCCCAAGGGAAUUUGGCUUGAGUGUAUGGCUUAAUAUAACAUCUUUGGGUUGACAGCAACCAUGGCAUCCACAGGACACGGGUGUCCUCUGACUUGACUAUUCUGUCUACAUAGUGAUUGUAUGAUUAUUUUUUUCCUGCAUCUACUUAUUUCUUUCACAGAUGGGCCUCCUUAGCAAGUCUCAGUAAAUUUUUAAAAAAUACAUAAAAAGUCACUAUUAUGAUAAUAACUAUUAAAUGCCCAUUGCAAUAUUGUUCAAUUAAUUUUGUUUGCUCUGCGUAAAAAAAAAGCAAUGUAAAAAGCAAUGUUUGUUGAAAUGUUUUAACAUUAUUUAAAAUAAUAUUUUAGGUCCAUUUAAAUUUUUUUUUAUUACUGAAGUUUAUUUUUUCCUAAUUUUUCCACUUACCUAAUACCAAGGUUUAUUUUAACAAUCAAAGUUAAUCAAAAGAGAAAAAACAAUAACAUGUGGGUUUGUUUAUAUUUCAGGUGUCAUGGCUGCCCGAGGUAUCCUGGCUAAUCCAUCAAUGUACUCAGGUUAUAACGAAACUCCAUUGCAGUGUAUCAAAGACUGGGUAAGUCCAUAAAGAGAUUCUUCUUAGCUCCCAAGGCUCCUCCUGGAUUUAAAGUCCAUGCACAAUAUUUUCCAUACUUCUCUAAUUUUGUCAACUCUUUUCUGCAAGGAACUGGAUAAAUGUUAAAUCUUGUUAGAAAAUUCACAUUGGCUGAUUUAUUAGUCGUUUACAACACAUUGAAGGUCAAAUAAAAAUAUCAAAAUAAUCAAUAAAUCUGGCAAUUGGGGACAGUCUGCUCUAGUAAACAAGACAUACUUUUUAAAAUAAAAAAUUAGCCCUUAUGGUAAAAAAAAAGGUAUGAUUUCAUUCACAAGUAAUUCAUUAUACUUAUAUUAUUGCCAUUGCUACUGUUACAGUUGAAAAACUUGUUUACCCUUACUGUCUUAUCUUUUCAGCUUGACAUUUCUCUUUCUCUGGGCACCCCUUUUACUUGUUUUCACCACCACCUCAUCUUCAUGCUGGAGCACCUGUUACCAAAAGCCGAAAGAAAUGUGUUCAAUUCCCUGGCCAGCACAUCUGCUGUGUUAGACUUUCUUAAUGACAACCUGGGUGUUCGUUGACCUUUUCAGUUGGUAGUUGGUACUUGCGUGGCCUGGUACAUAUGUUAUAGAUUUUAAAAAAAUUAUAUUCUGAGUAGUUGGGAACUGACUAGUCGUUUGCACUUGCAAGAAGAGGAUAUCAAAGUGCAUAAUGCUCCAUGUAAAAAUGUCACUAAAACUAAUAGAUAGUACUGAUUUCACUAAAUAAAAUUUUUAACUGCCCUAAAUGAGAUUCUUCAAAACACAGUCAGUGCGUUUGGUGCGUAAUAUUUUUUUUCGAUUCAUGGAAAAAGUUGGUGUAAUAAAGCUGCGGUUUGAAAGGGGUAGGGACAUUAUAAUAUUUAUAGUCUGGUGGGGGGAUGGCACUGAUGGAGAAUAUUAAAACAUCCUUUACUUGAAUGCGUGUUUUAUCAAGUAACUUUAGUAGAUGGGAAGUUCAAAGAUUGUCGCUGCCAUUGUUUGGUGAGAAAACAGCUCACUUAGUCUUAUUUAAAAAAUUUUUUUUAAAUUUCAAAUAACUUUAUGCAGGGUUUCCCAACCUUUUCUGUAUUCUACACCUAGGUAUUGUUUGACCAGGUCUUGCUCCCUCAAAAUAAGAGUAUUGUAUUGAACGAGAAAAACUUUUGACUUUUUACAUUAAAUUGAUAAUGUACAAAUUUAAUGAAGAAAUAAAAAAUAAACUUUUAUAUCCU
This is a messenger RNA of Lymnaea stagnalis (great pond snail), 5726 nucleotides long. The record is from the annotation of a GenBank genome assembly. Lineage: Eukaryota; Metazoa; Mollusca; Gastropoda; Lymnaeidae.